Penicillium brevicompactum is the source of this 447-nucleotide messenger RNA. Its product is annotated as DUF4334 domain-containing protein. The record is from RefSeq and is a predicted model, not a curated record. The transcript is spliced from 3 exons. The coding region runs from base 1 to 447 and encodes 148 amino acids. NCBI's taxonomy places the organism in Eukaryota, Fungi, Ascomycota, Eurotiomycetes, Eurotiales, Aspergillaceae.
AUGUCUCUUUCACCGGAACAACACUACGAGCAACUAGUUGCGGGAAAAAACCUCGAUGCCAACGAUGUACAAGCAGCCUUUGACAAUCUUCAGCCUGUUAAGCCAGCUCUCUUCAUCGGGGACUGGAAGGGAGCGAACGUGAACACAAACCACCCAACAGAGGCAAAACUCACUGGCAUGAAAUGGGCCGGGAAAAAAUUCCGAUCAACGGAGGAUGUCGAUCCCAUUAUGGUCUACGAUGAAGAUCAGAAGAGGAUCUGGAAUCCCGAUUGGGGACACGCGCGACUUCGUCAAAUUGAAUGGAAUGGCAAAGUUUCAACUGCAAUGGUUUAUGAUGAUGUUCCGAUCAUUGAUUACUUCCGAUACGUCAGGGACGACUUGCUUGCUGGCGCGAUGGAUGCGAAGACCGCACCUGGUGGCACUUACUACUUUUACAUCUAUAAGUGA